UCCUGUCUGACAAACAUAUUGGGGCAUCUCGAUGGGAUAUUUAUAAGAUAAUUUCGAAUACACAUAUGUUCAUAUAAUAUAUGUUAAUUGGCUUAAGCAAGCUCACCACUUUUUUAUCGUCGUUUGAGGGUUUGAAAAGCUUCAGUUUAACCGGAUUUUUAACCACUUAUGGAUAAAUAUGUUUCGCAAAUUUCCCAAACAAAACAAAACUAGUUUUCUCAUUUCUUGUUCUUAUUGAGUGAGUGCGAAAGAGAAAAUAUAAUUGUCAUUAGUUCCAAAAAAAUCCCAAAAAAACUAUUGAAAACGCGGUCAUUUGCGCUCAUACAAGGAAAAGCAGUUUCAAAAUUCGCAACACUCAGUAGCAGUUUUGUCAUCAUAUAUCGUAAAUCAGCAGCAGCACAAAAAAAUUCAGACCGUUCCGGCUUCGCACGGGUUUAAACAAUUAUUUCAAGAAUUAUAACACUUAUACACACUCUGCAUAUAUAUGUCCUUUUCCGUAUCUUGCGUGGGUUCAUUUUAAAAAAGUAAAAUGAGAAAAAUUCGAACAUGAAAUUAUAUCUUAUUUGCAAUGAGCUAAAACUUGAAUACGACUUCUAGUCUUUGGUGUCCGUUGUCUUUCUAUUAUAUUAUAUAGGCGUUGGGAACACUCAGAGCGAGCUUGUAUAUUUCUAAUAUUUUGUUCUUCAAGGCGCUGCACACGCUCCGUACUCUAACAUAACGGAUUAUAACUCUGCAAUUAUCUUUAGAAUUACUAUUAUAACAUGAACAAACGGACGUUUUCAAACCUUUUGAGUAAGGAAAAGGCUAAAUAUGAGGCAGAAGUUGCGAAGUUUCGCAAAUUAAAUGAAUCUUGUGUAUCAGAAAGCGAUGGUAUACUAUCUACAAGCGGAGCAGCAGUUUCUGAUGAAAUACACUGUGAUGCUAAAGAUGUAAAACUGCGAGAUGAAGAAGAAAUUAGGCAAACUGAGCGUAUGGCCACCCAACCCGCAGUUAACAGCAACGAAACAACAGAUACCGCAAUGGUACUGCAACAGAUUUUGGAGACCCUUGGUAGGUUGGAAUCUCGACAAAAGGAAAUUUUAAAUCGGGUUUCAGCUGUGGAAAGUGCUCUUGCUGAGAAGAUGCCCGAACGUGCAGAGGUGCAAGCGCAAGGGCAGAUAUUGCGGGAGUGUAAGGUGCUCUCAACAAAAACCCACCGUAGUAUAAGUCGCAUCACUGGCGAUGUGGGGAGCGAGGACCAAAUUUUGUUGCAAAGCUUACUCCCUAUUUCGUCAGAGGAAACACUAAAGAAGAUGGAGGAGCACCUUACACACAAGGCUCACGCUGACGCUAUGGCGCACAUCAUCUUCAAUUUAAAAUCGACCAACAAUAGCAUCGAAAAAGUGUUGCAGUCACUGUUUAGCGACGAGUUGGUGUGGCUAUACAAUUGCGAUGGAAAAGCUGGAAAAAAGGCGCUGAUCAAAUUAAAAAUAGUAGACCUCACUCUCGCUGCAUUUCCAAGUAUGCAUAUAGACAAGAUUUCAGCAAUUAAGCAUUAUGUUAGGUUAAGUCACAAUAGAUAUAAGCAAAUUAGGCGUAGCAUUAAGAAGAGUUUUUAAAUUUAAUUUUAGAUUUUGGUUUUUCAAAUAAUAUUUAUUAAUAAUUAAAUUUUGUAUAUACUUGAAUUAAAAGAAUACAUUUUUUUUUGUUCUAUUGUAUGUAAAUAAAAAACGAAUUUCACUCGUUUAAUGUACUCAUA
Molecule: messenger RNA, 1738 nt
Organism: Zeugodacus cucurbitae (melon fly)
Lineage: Eukaryota; Metazoa; Arthropoda; Insecta; Diptera; Tephritidae
Exons: 7
Coding region: 762-1598 (278 amino acids)
Source: RefSeq, a predicted model, not a curated record